Molecule: messenger RNA, 4054 nt
Organism: Python bivittatus (Burmese python)
Lineage: Eukaryota; Metazoa; Chordata; Lepidosauria; Squamata; Pythonidae
Source: RefSeq, a predicted model, not a curated record
CCCUCUCCCGCUGCUGGCCCGCGCUUGCCGCCCUCGCCGCAGUGCUAGUCGCUGUUCGGCGCCGCGGCGGGCUACUUUGCGUUGGGUUGCGAAAAGCGCGCCCGCAGGGAACCUCCGCCGCAUUUUCCUCUUCCUCGCUUUGGAGUCGCUGAAUAAAAGAUAAAAGGCGAUGAGAGAACAGCCCGAAGGUCAUGAGACGCAGACUACCUGCUGGGAUCAUCCUAAAAUGACAGAGCUCUACCAGUCUUUAGCUGAUUUGAACAACGUUAGAUUCUCAGCAUAUAGAACUGCCAUGAAGCUCCGAAGGCUACAGAAAGCUCUCUGUUUGGAUCUUCUAAAUCUGUCUGCUGCAUGUGAUGCCUUGGACCAGCACAACCUCAAACAGAAUGACCAACCAAUUGAUAUACUUCAGAUCAUCAACUGCUUAACUACCAUUUAUGAUAAAUUGGAACAAGAGCACAAUAACCUAGUCAACGUCCCUCUCUGUGUAGACAUGUGCCUCAACUGGCUUUUGAAUGUUUAUGACACGGGUCGAACUGGAAGGAUCCGGGUCCUGUCUUUUAAAACUGGCGUAAUUUCACUGUGUAAAGCACAUCUGGAAGAUAAAUACAGAUAUCUGUUCAAGCAAGUAGCAAGUCCCACUGGAUUCUGUGACCAGCGUCGUCUAGGUCUCCUCCUGCAUGACUCUAUCCAGAUUCCAAGGCAGCUGGGGGAAGUUGCGUCUUUUGGUGGCAGUAACAUUGAACCCAGUGUUAGGAGCUGUUUUCAGUUUGCAAAUAACAAACCUGAAAUUGAAGCAGCUCUUUUUCUGGAUUGGAUGAGACUUGAGCCACAGUCAAUGGUAUGGCUUCCAGUUUUACAUAGAGUGGCAGCUGCUGAAACUGCCAAACAUCAAGCUAAGUGCAACAUCUGUAAAGAGUGUCCAAUUAUUGGAUUCAGAUACAGAAGCUUAAAGCACUUUAACUACGAUAUCUGCCAAAGCUGCUUCUUUUCUGGCCGAGUUGCAAAAGGUCAUAAGAUGCACUACCCAAUGGUGGAAUAUUGUACACCAACUACUUCAGGAGAAGAUGUCCGUGACUUUGCCAAGGUAUUAAAAAAUAAAUUCCGAACAAAAAGAUAUUUUGCAAAACAUCCGAGAAUGGGUUAUUUGCCUGUACAAACAGUGCUGGAGGGAGACAACAUGGAAACUCCUGUUACUCUGAUCAACUUCUGGCCAGUAGAUUCUGCGCCUGCUUCGUCCCCUCAGCUUUCACAUGAUGAUACCCAUUCACGCAUUGAGCAUUAUGCUAGCAGGCUAGCAGAAAUGGAGAACACCAAUGGAACAUAUCUGAAUGAUAGUAUUUCUCCUAAUGAGAGCAUAGAUGAUGAGCAUUUGCUAAUCCAGCACUACUGCCAAAGUUUGAACCAGGAAUCCCCACUCAGUCAACCUCGUAGUCCUGCACAGAUUUUAAUUUCUUUGGAAAGUGAAGAAAGAGGUGAGCUGGAGAGAAUCCUUGCAGACCUGGAGGAAGAAAAUAGAAACCUGCAGGCAGAAUAUGACCGGCUGAAGCAGCAACAUGAUCACAAAGGACUAUCUCCACUGCCAUCCCCACCUGAGAUGAUGCCCAUUUCCCCACAGAGUCCACGAGAUGCUGAACUCAUUGCAGAAGCCAAAUUGCUUCGUCAGCACAAAGGCCGCCUAGAAGCCAGGAUGCAGAUCCUGGAGGAUCACAACAAACAGCUAGAAUCACAGCUGCAUAGAUUAAGACAGCUGUUGGAACAGCCUCAAGAUGCUAAGGUGAAUGGUACAACCCAGUCUUCUCCUCCUACCUCAUUACAGAGGUCAGAAAGUAACCAGCCAAUGCUUCUCCGUGUUGUUGGUAGUCAAACUACAGAAUCUAUGGGUGAGGAUGAUCUGCUAAGUCCCCCCCAGGACACAAGCACAGGGUUAGAAGAGGUCAUGGAACAACUUAACAAUUCCUUCCCAAGUACAAGAGGAAGAAAUGGCUCUGGAAAGCCAGUGAGAGAGGCAACAAUGUAGUUAGCCUGUUCCACAUGGCAGAUGACUUGGGCCGAGCAAUGGAAACCUUAGUGACAGUGAUGACUGACAACAAGUUACUAGAAUAACAAGAUCUGUUUUACAACUUCAGGCAUAACCUGCAUGGUUUUUAUAAUAUUCAUAUGACAAAGGAUUAGACUGUAAGAGUUUACAUGAAAACAAAUCUAUAUUUUUGUGAAGGGUAGUGGUACUAUACUGUAGAUUUCAGUAGUUUCUUAAGUCUGUUAUUGUUUUGUUAACAAUGGCAGGUUUUACACGUCUAUGCAAUUGUACAAAACAUUAUAAAGAAAACUACAUGUAAAAUCUUGAUAGCUAAAUAACUUGCCAUUUCUUUAUAUGGAACGCAUUUUGGGUUGUUUAAAAAAAUUUAUAGCCGUUAUAAAGAAAGAUUGUAAACAAAGUGUGCUUUAUAAAAAUGUUUAUAUAAAUCCCUAUUAAAAAACACAGAAAAAAAUGAGGCAGCGCAUUUGUUUAGCAUCAUUUCAGCUCUGUAAUUAUACCCAGCAGAUAUUCAUGUGCUGUGUUCUUUUCCUCAAAAUUAAACAGAAUUUCUGCAACACCAAACAGUCAACAUACAUUUUUUGUUGUGUCUGACUAGCUCUUGCUUUACAAUUAUUAUUUUCCAAAACUUCCAGUUGAGAUAGCUUUCCAUAUCCUAAGCAAGUUUUAUUGGAAUUAUCCAGCUAGUUGGCAAUAAUUUGAAAGAGCACAUUACAUGACAAAUAUCAGAGCUUGCAAAAAUAAGACAGAUUGAACCCAUAUUCUAAGCUCUUGUUAUUUGCUCUACUACUUUGGAUCUGAAUGUUAAAAGUAAACACAAAAUAGGAAUUGCCUUACUGAAUUAUACCAGUGGACUUAGUUGUCCUUAUCCUGCCUCUGGCACUGGCCAGCACCUUAAUGUUUCAAAGUAAAAAUAUGAUUUGCUUUCAUGCCCUGUGAUGCCACCUUUUAUCAGAUAUCCUGCAGCUGUGUGUGUGUGUUGGGAUGAAGACUUGAGUACAGAUACCAGUCUGUGAUCUGCUUUCAUCCUGAGUUAGAUUACUCAUGCUAUUAUUUAAUAUUUAAUUUUAUAGAAGCAGUAUUGAAUAUUGAAAAUUGCCUAAAUUCUUUAAAAAAACCACACACACAACACUACAGUUUUUGCCUUGUUAGCAAAUUCCAAGGAGCCACACAAGUUCCUCAUCAACAGUAACAAAACAGAUCAGCGUGGCACAAUGAUAAAAACAUCAAUUCUGUCAACUGCUUAAAAUAGCCACACUGCUUUAUGAGAAGCUGGUGAUCCAAGACAAAAUCCAGCAAUCCUACUCUACAAGUAAUGCCGCACAAUUAACAAUGACUCAGGAGAGGGAUGACAGAAAACAGAUGUUAGAAAACAGUCCCUCAGGUUUACUACUAUAAAAUGUUGAGGUGCUGUUAACAAAAGCUUCACCAUUUCAUUUUCUUCCCACCAGCCUUUAAUUCCAUUGUCUAAAGACAGAUUUUCACCAUCUAAUAAACUUUAAUACUUCACAAAAGUUAAAUCUGUUACCUCUUGUAUGGUGUAAUUAAAACACAGGAGAAAAAAUUGUAUUUUAUUUUUAAUGUUAGUUAACAUUCAGCAUGGGUAGUCAUGUUAUUUCUACCUCACUUUCGUUUUGUGGUGGUCUGACAAUUACGUAGAGAAGGUAUGUAUCAUCAACCACUUAUCCAUUGUGUAAACAGGUGUUCUUUUACUUUUAAUACCAAUACAUUACAGAACAAUUAAAAUUUAGUAACUCACGAAGUCCAUACAUUUUCAUGAUUUUUUUAAAGACUUUGGGCACAAUUCAGUCUAGCAUGAGCAGUGCCCACCCACGGAAGAAGUGGUCUAGCCUUCAGAAAAGCCCUGUUGCCUACCCUUCCUUUAGGCUGUCUCAUGUGCAUCUCCCUGAGACGACAAGCUUCCAUUUCACCCAGAAGUAUCGUCUUCACCUCCAAGGGGAUGCACACUAAGAUGACCGUUAAUGGGGCUCUGCUAUGUCCUGGGUCAGUAUUGGC